UUGGGGUUUUUUGUUCUGAGACAGAGCUAUCCUGUCCCACUCUGCCCUAGCAUUGUUAGGGUAAAGUGAGGUAAGUUAAUCUUUAUCGACAUCAUUUCUGCUCUGCAACAAAAUAGCGCCCUUUAGGAGAGCUAGAUACAGGUAAAUGUUCCUUCUCAGCUGGAGAAACAGGCCAGAAACAAAAUAGAGAGAGCCUUUAAAUUAUGUUGAUAGGGUGGCAUGAAACCGAGCGUAAGAGAAUUAUGGAGUGAACCUGCUUCCAUAGUGUCACGUUGGUAUGUACCAGAAAAUGGUAGCAUCUUUAAAAUCCCAGUAGAAAUGCAUGGAAUAAGAAAACAGGGAGAGAACUGUUAUUACGGUUUAUCAGGUAUCUUGCUGGACUUUGAUUUUGCCUGGGUACUAGCAACUGGCCCUAGUGAUUUUUUUUUUUUUUAUUGAUGCCACUAGUUUGUCUUUUGAAUUUAGGUGACUGAAGUGGAGUAAAAGAAUCUCUUCUCAUAUGUAAUGGGGCAUGCUUGCCUGGCAGUGGAUUGCAGAAGUUUAGCAAAAGUUAAAAACAAUAUUCCUAGAUUGUAACAGUUUUUCUUUGGUAGUAAAAAAUCUUGUAUUUGUUAUAUUUAGUAUUUAGUAGCCAGUAAAACUCCUUGUCAUCUCUUUGAUACUUCAAACUAAUAUUAAUAUAAAAAUGAACAGUAGCUUCUUCCCUCUGCAGUGGCCAUGUGGAGCUGGCUGCUCUAGUAUUUAUAAUUAGCAGUGUCGUCUGUGAGGCAUAAGUUGUCAAAUAUGUGUGUGGAUGCAUCAGUCUCUGAUCUUACUUAUUUUCACUGACGACUAUUGUCCUGGAGAGGUACAAAAGGUAACGUUAUAGCUUAAUCAACCUACUGACCAUUACACUUAAGUUUCAGAUUAAUAUUUAAAUCUUAUUUCUCAAAGGGAUUCAACAACUUCUAAUGACAGGUUAUGUCUGUUAUUGUUUUUGCAGAAAAACUGCAAAUAGUAAGGUAACUCCCAAUCAGAAAUCCUGCUGUUCAAAAGCUAUAGUUAUAGGAGCACUGAAGACUAUUAAGUUCUACAAAGGUACUGUUCAGAUUCUUGAGAAAUUAUUUAUGUCUGGAUUGAGAGCAAAAAAGUAUCAAAAUAGCACACACGUCUGUGCCAAAAAAGGAUGACUUAGUAGGCUGAAGAGUUUUGUUGACCUUUAAUAGGUCAAACGGUAUUUAUAUGUGUUAUGGGCAAUGUUUAUAAAUAAUACUAGAAUUUCUUCCAUAAUUCUACAAUAAAAAUCAUACAGAAGAAUAUUAGCAUUCCAGAUAGACUUUCCAGUGUAUUAAUCAAAAAUAAUAAUAAUACAUCUGAAAAGUUUGAUCUCUGUGUAUGUUGGAGCACCCUUGGGAACUGAAGAGCAGGUUUUCUUUUUGCAGUAUGAACUGCAAAUGGAAUGUAAAAUAUUCCUAAAAGAUUCCAUUUAUGUGUCUGCUAGGUAGAGCAUUCUGAUUUCGUAGUAUUUCAGACACAUUUUUCACAAAUUCAAGAAGCAAGAUAGUCAAAAUAAAAGGCAGUAGAGAAUCAUUACACACAUGAAUAAAUGGACUAUUUGGGGGAUGCCUGGGUUGAAACAGGGAAGCAAUAAGUGUUGGCUCUGAAAAUCGAUUUCCUCUGGAAUUUUUCUGUGUAACUUUCUGGAGAAAUAUGUAGCAGAUGCCUUAGCCCACAGCAAAAAAUUUAAACGUCCAAAAGGCAAAUGAUAGUUUCUACUGUCUUUACACAAGGAAUCUAGUUUGGUGUUUUACCGAGCAUACCAAAAUAUCCAGGACUGCAAAAAAGUGGCAAUCUGUGUACAUUCAAGUAGAACUCAAAAAUAUUUACUUUUCUCCUUAGGAGGGUACAUUUUGAAAUAACUAGUUGAAUCAUAAGACUUUUACUAAAAACACUUGGGUUUGUAGGCCUUGCUUAUAAAUGCCUCUUAGUAUAGAAGUAGCAGUCUGAUAUAUUUAGCAAACAGUAUGUCAGAUGAUGUUUCUUUGAACUAAAACCAGCUGCCUCCAAUAAAGAGGGGGGAAAAAAAACACAGGCAAGUUCCUGUGGGGCAUUUCACUGGGAGGUAGAGUUGACAUAAUUUAUUUCCUAUACUCAGGAAUAACUCUAUCAAUAGCUUCUGUUGUGAAAUGUUUUUGAUGUCUGACGGUUGGUUUCUAAUACCACAUCACAUGAGCAAGUCAGGUGUAAUCUCAGGCAUCGUCAAUGAGAAAAAAAGACUUGAUUAUGGGGUAGUGGCUGCUUGCUUGAUGAAAAGUGUUCUUGUCAGUAUUCUUCCUGUAGAAGACUCGAUAUGCUAAAAACUAUGCACAAUUAUGUAUGUGUUUUCAGAUACUAACCCAAAGCAGAUAACCAUACCUAACUACUGUGAAUCCCAGGCUAUCAUCCAAAUAAAUAAACAUCUCUUACUUUAAGCCAUAUAAAUGUAGUAAACAAACACAUUGGUAUCGAUAAAGAUUAACUUACCUCACUUUACCCUAACAAUGCUAUGGCAGAGUGGAACAGGAUAGCUCUGUCUCAGAACAAAAAACCCCAAAGUGAAUGAUAGUCUGCUUUGUUAACAGCCUGUGAAGGACCGUCGAGUGUUGCCAAAUUUAAGUGAAACUGGGGGAAAGGUAAUUCCAGCAGGAGGAGAUCACGACCACUGACUGCAAGACCCCCCUGCUCAAGAAAUCCGCCGACCCAAAAGGUUGAGGAAGCAAAGAUGACAGUCAUGUCCCAUUCAAAGGAUCUCAAGGACGACUUCCACAGUGACACUGUACUUUCUAUUCUAAAUGAACAGCGCAUUCGGGGUAUUUUAUGUGAUGUCACCAUAAUUGUGGAGGAUACAAAAUUUAAAGCCCAUAGUAAUGUGCUGGCAGCUUCAAGCCUUUACUUUAAAAACAUUUUUUGGAGCCGUACUAUCUGUAUUUCAGGUCAUGUACUGGAGUUAGAUGAUCUCAAAGCUGAAGUAUUUACAGAAAUACUGAAUUACAUCUACAGUUCCACAGUAGUUGUUAAGAGGCAGGAGACUGUAACGGACCUUGCAGCUGCAGGGAAAAAACUGGGCAUAUCAUUUCUAGAAGAUCUUACAGAUAUUAAUUUUUCAAGUUCCCCCUGCCCCUAUGCAUACUGUAUCAAUGAAAAAGGGUCUGUAAAAGAGGAAAAACAUGAAAAGAGACAUGAAGACUCUGCUGUGACAAACGGACCACGAAUUACAAAUGCAUUCUCAAUUUUUGAAACUGAAAACACUUUGUUUUCUCCUCUUGAUUUGAGGGCAAGCUUUAAAAAGGUAUCUGAGGCAAUACAAGCACCCAUCAGCCUCGACAGAAGUGAAGUCUGCAAAGAUGCUGAGCCAGCCAGUACUCUGGCCGAACAUUCCUAUGCAGUUUCUUCUGGGGGAGAUACUUUUCAAGGAACACCUUUUCUUGAACAGGACAGCAGCCCUUCAUACAAGAUGGGUGAAGACCACUAUGAAAAUCUCCAAGCCACACCACUCAUUCAGCCGGGAAAACAAGCAUGUAGUACUCCUAAGACAGCCUUUAAGCCCCAGGGUACUGUUUUGCCUAUAGCAAAAGUACCGGCCUCUACAGUGACCACUACAGAAGCCCAACACGAAGCAGUUACUGAUCAGACAAUUAUUUCUUUUCCAAAACCUCAGAAUAAAGCAGGAGAUUUUCAUUUAUCCAGAGAAGAGGAAAACAAUUCUGCUAAUGUCUCUGGAUCUGCGGCAACUGUUGUUCCACCUGUUUACAACUGUAACUGUUGUGCAAAAUCAUUCAAUGAUAGGGUGUUGCUCAGUAGUCAUCUCCAGCUCCAUUCAGAGCAUCAGGAAGGCUUUGUAUGCAAAUACUGCAGCAAACCAUUUGCAAAUCUAAAUAUACUGGAAAGUCAUGAGCAAGUCUGCAUGAGAUCAGGUAACUUAGCGGUGCACAAUGGAAACGAACAAAAUUUUGCAGAUAACUAUACUGCUACAGAUGGAAGGAAUGGAAGUUCAUAUGCAAAUGCAGAGCCUCUAUUGUCUGAAAACAGCAUCACUGAUUAUUCUAAUGCAAACUGCACUUUACCAGAAACCGAUCAUUUGGUUAAAGUCGUUGAUGGGCAGAUAUUAUAUACAUGCAUCGUUUGCAAGCGCAGUUACGUAACGUUGUCUAGCCUUCGAAGACAUGCAAAUGUUCAUUCAUGGAGAAGAACAUAUCCUUGUCACUACUGCAAUAAAGUAUUUGCAUUAGCUGAGUAUCGUACCAGACAUGAGAUCUGGCACACUGGAGAAAGACGAUAUCAGUGCAUUUUCUGUCUGGAGACUUUUAUGACUUAUUAUAUACUAAAAAAUCAUCAGAAGUCUUUCCACGCAAUUGAUCAUCGUCUCUCAGUAAAUAAAAAGACCGCCAAUGGAGGCUUAAAACCAAGUAUGUACCCAUACAAACUUUAUCGACUUUUACCUAUGAAAUGCAGGCGACUACCUUAUAAGUCCUACCGAAAUUCUUCAUAUGAAAAUGUUCAAACAAGUAGCCAGGUUAAUGAAACUGCUUCUACUAACUGUUUCAUUCCGAGUUCUCUUAGCUCUGAGCUACCGCCACUGAAUUUUCAAAGUAAUAUAAUAGCAAACAACAGAACUCUUGCCUUGGAUACAUCUUCAUGUAAUGAUACAGCAUCUUCCACGAAUACUCAGAAUUCUUCCUCUUGGGGAGUAGGUAUCUUAAAUUCUGACCUGCAAAGGGACUUCUUCACAGCUGAAAAAAGAGUUUCCCCUGCUGCAAAUGACUCUGGUUCUCAGGAAUGUGAUUCCUCAGUUGUGUCUUUAACUAAUGCGAAUGAAAAUUCAACCUCUGUCAUCAGUUACAGCAGUUCUGCACCCUCUGUUAUAAUGCACAGUAGCAGAGUUUCAUCAGUAAUAAUGCACAGUAAAACAGUCACGUCUGUAGAAAACAGUAAGACAGAAUCAUCAAAUAAUCUACCUAGUCAGGCUGUGAAUAAUGAUUGUAAAUAUGGGUCAGAUAAUUAUGGGAAGUGCAUUACAAAAUCAAAAACUAUUAAGGAGAAAAAGAAAACACCGCUGUACAACAGAGCAGAAGCAACUGAGGAUAUGCAGCACAUCACAGGAUCUGGAGGUUCAUGUAGCAAAACAACAAAUACUGUCCAAGAAUCAAGUAAAACUGAAACGUACAUUGCAAAGCCUGCCUUGCCUGGAACAUCUACAGACAGCAAUGUUGCGCCUCUUUGUCAAAUAACAGUAAAAAUUGGUAAUGAGGCUAUUGUAAAAAGACAUAUAUUAGGAUCUAAGCUGUUUUGUAAAAGGGGUCGAAAAUCUAAACAUGAGUCCAAACAGGACAAUCUAAUUGAGGAACCAGAAAUGGAAAUAAAAGAAAGAAGCCCAUCUAGGCUCUAUAGCUCAGAAUGCCUGGAGCUGACAGAAAUGUGUGAUGAUGUAAGUGACCAGGACUCCAGUGAUAAACCCUGGAGACCCUAUUAUAAUUACAAACCAAAAAAGAAAUCCAAACAGCUAAGAAAAAUGAAAAAGACCAAAUGGAGGAAAAAGCACGGAAGCAAGAGCGCCAUUAUGGAAAGCCACAACACAUGCAGUCGAGAGUACGCACUCAGGAACGCUCCUGAGGAAAAGGUCAUCAAUCAGGAAGAGAACGCGGAAAUGCCUAAUCUUCAUUGUGAGCUCUGUGAAAGGGAUCCAUCUUCCACUGCAGAAAUUCAAGAACACGUACACUGGCAUGCAGCUGCUUCAAAGCCUUACAUUUGUGAGUUAUGCCAAAAACAAUUUCAGAGUCCAUCCACUUUAAAAAUGCAUAUGAGGUGUCACACUGGGGAAAAGCCCUACACUUGCAAAACCUGUGGUAAAUGUUUCUCAAUUCCUGGAAAUCUACAGAAACAUGAACGUAUUCACCUGGGUGUCAAAGACUUUGUCUGCCAAUACUGUAAUAAGGCGUUCACCUUAAAUGAAACACUCAAAAUACAUGAAAGAAUUCACACUGGAGAAAAACGCUACCACUGUCAGUUCUGCUUUCAGAGCUUCUUGUACCUUUCUACCAAAAGGAACCAUGAGCAAAGACAUGUACGUGAGCAUAAUGGAAAGGGAUACGCUUGCUUUCAGUGCCCCAAAAUUUGCAAGACGGCAGCUGCCCUGGGAAUGCACCAGAAGAAACAUCUGUUCAAAAGUGCAGGUCCACAAGAUAGAAAAGAACAGUUUUGCAAUGAGAGCACUAAACUUUUGGAAAAUCCGAAUUUUCUUGGCUCAGAAGGAAGCGAAGUAAAAAAUAUACAAAAUGUAACUCCAGAAGUUAUACUCUGAGUGACAGCUGUGCAAAAGAGAAGAAAAAUCCAAAACUAUAUAUUGGAGAAAAUACUGAUGCAUUGAACAGGGAAACGCCUCCACUCAAAUUAGUAUCAUUUAUUAAGAUCAAAUUUCUUCAUCUAAAUGUGUCAAUAUAUGCAAAAGAAGGAAAAAUAACACAGAAAAGAAAUACGAGUAUUUGCAAUAAUACAAACUUAAUGUGAAAGAUCCAAAAUACUUUUGCCACAAUAGACUUCUAACAUACGGAGAGAAAGAAAAAAGAAAAAAAUAUGACCAACCAAACCCCUUCUACUUAGCAUUACAGGAAACUAGUCACUGAACUAUUUUACAGUGCUGUUUUUGAGUCAGAAUCAUUCUAGGCAAAAUACAUGUGUAGGUUCACCGUGUACUCUAUAGAAGGAAGUUUUGCUGCAGAAACCAUAUAUUGCAUUUUUUAACAAAAAGUAAUGUGUUUAUAAACAAAAUAAUUGUAAUUUAAUGUAUUCUGAAGUGAAGUUGGGAAAUGUUUCAUGAACUUGGGUAUGCUGAAGUACAGUUGAGUUCUGGCGUGCUUUUCUGUAACUCAACAUUUACAAAACAUAUUCAGGAGUUUAAACCUCUUUUACUUUCCAUAUUCAGUUUUGUAGUUACCGUAAUAACCAUUAAGUCUGAGUGCUUGUGUGGAAAGUAUUCCAGAUUUAUGAUAUCUCUGAGACAUUUAAUAAAGAAUCAGUGGAACUCACAAUAGCCAGUCUUCCAAACUGCCGAAGUCCCCAUGUCAAUGGCCAGGUAGAGCUAUUCAGGUGCAUUUGUCUAAAGAAACUUGUUCCCAUGAAAUAGCCUAGCUUAAUGAAAUCCUAUAUAUAAAUGUCCACCUCCUGGUGGGUCUGCAAGUCCUGUCUUUUAGAAAUACCAUUCUUCUGAGGCAAAGAGGAGGAGAGUCUUCCUCCUCAUCCUGGAGUAAUGCCUAGACAAUGAACGCCAGAGCAACUCCCAAUAAACGCUUUGAUGUGGGGAGGAGUAUGUAAAUACUCAGAUUCUUGCUUCCAUAUAUAUCCUUGAGGCAGUCCCUAUGGGUAAACCAGGAUAGGGCCAGUUUUGGGGGUUCCCUGUCAUCCCCAGGCCUUAAAUCCAACAUCUAACCUUUGUAUGUUCCUUCUUUGUGAUGUCCCUAACCAUGCCAGCAUCUCGCCCCAGGCAUGCUUCGUCCCUUGGCCCAGCACCAUGGGCCCAUAGCGGAGAGGUGCCUGGAAGGGGCUGCUGGAGGAAGAAGCAUUGGCCUUUCUGCCUCCCUCAUCCUGCCAGGCUGAAGGGUUAUGGUGAGCCCUAUGGCUUCACAGUUUGCUCAGAAUUGGGAGAACAGGCUUCUGAAAGACAUCACCAGAAUAUUACAAUUAGUAGUAUUUUGUGAAAAUGUGAUUAACUUUAAUUAAGAGAUUUCAAAAAAGUCAAAGGGGGUGUAUGUGUAAAAGUUGCAGUUUAUAUGGUAGGGCCCUGUUGUACUCUAUCUGCAUUUCCAGUUAGUCAUGUAUGUUCAUCUCUAUGAAGUGUUAAAAAAUUAAGUCAGGACAAAGGUUAGUGAACCUUAACUUCAUUCUAUGUGCAAAUAUGGUACACAGUUUGUUUUUUACUUUGUCUUCUUGAGUAUUUUAAAAGAAAUUAUAGCUUGGGUACAAUAAAAUUACAAUGAAAUGAUAAUACAGUAUUGAUUGAAGUAAUAAUAUAGCCCACUUAUUUAUUCUAUCAUUGGUGAAUGCUAUGAACCCCUUGGGUACAAUAAAACUACAAUUGAAAUGAUAACACAGUAUUGAUUGAAGUAAUACUAUAGUCCACUUAUUUAUUCUGUCAUUGGUGAAUGCUAUGAACCCCUUGGGAAAUUUUGGUUUCAUGGCAGCUUUGGUUCCAUUUAAGUAAGGAUAAUAGAAGAACAAACACAGGAAAGUACCAUGUUUCCCAGAAAGUACACAAAGAUGACUUCUAAGUGGACUUGUAUGAUGAUAAUUAUAGACCAAAGCAAAUAAGGUAGAAUAUUUAUAAAUAUAAAGAUAAUUUUACAAAUAUUUUCUAUAACUGUAUCGUUCAUAAGAAAAAUAUUGAUAGCUUGUGUUAGGUUUGGGGGGGUUUGUAUAUUUUGAUAAAAACACAAUGACUUUGUAACUCUGUAUAUUCUCUACAGUUUAUAGCAAAGCAGUUUUAAGAUGGCAAUGUCAUGUUUAUAGUUCAAUUGUGGCACUUUUACUACAAGUAACACGUUGCAGUAAUGAGUCAAGUAUUAAUGACCAAAUUAGAAUUAACGUAAGUAUAAAAGAAGGUAAAUACUAUACGUUGUCAAAGACUGUAAUUUGCUACAUAAUCGCAUCUGUAUUUUUGUUUAGAAGAAAAUAUUAAAUGCAGAUGUUAAGGAUUGAUAAAGAGUCUAAUUUUAUUUUUAGAAAGAGUGAUUAUAACUCUGUUUUUGCCUAAUUAAAAUAACAUCUUCCUA
Phalacrocorax carbo (great cormorant) is the source of this 8780-nucleotide messenger RNA. The record is from RefSeq and is a predicted model, not a curated record. Lineage: Eukaryota; Metazoa; Chordata; Aves; Suliformes; Phalacrocoracidae.